Molecule: messenger RNA, 1900 nt
Organism: Striga hermonthica
Lineage: Eukaryota; Viridiplantae; Streptophyta; Magnoliopsida; Lamiales; Orobanchaceae
Source: the annotation of a GenBank genome assembly
UAGCUGGACAGGCCCCCGGUCAACAAGUGGUUACGAUGACCCGGGAGGAGAUGCAGAGGAUAGCAGCGGCCGCGGCGGCUCAGGCGGUGCAGCAGGUCGCAAGCCACACAUCGCACGCCACCACUGCGCCGGCAACAGCAACGGGAAACCAAGAUGAGGAUGUGUCCAGCUAUGGAGAAGGAGGAGUGGCGAGAGAUCGUGCGAUGGAGAGGAUGGCGGAGCAGUUGCGCCAGUUGCAAGACAAAGUUGAAGGAAGGCCAGAGGGGAGGGCUCGAGGGCAUCCUUUUGCUAGAGAGAUCCUCGCCACUCCUUUGCCGGCCAAUUUCAAGGAGACCAACUUGGUGUAUGACGGGUCAUCGGACCCGUCGAGGCAUGUGAGGACUUUUGAGAAUAUGGCUGUGUUGCAUGGGUACUCUGAUUCUGAAAUUCAGAUGAUCGAGGGAUGCGAAGGUAGAAAGUUUAGAAUCGGGAAGGAUCUGGAGGAGCCCAUUCGGUCGAGGCUGAUCGAUUUGGUAAGGGAGUUCGCUGAUAUUUUUGCCUAUACAGCAGAGGAGUUAACGGGAAUAAGUGCGGAGGUGAUCGAACAUCGUCUAAAUAUCGACCUCAGCGUGAGGCCGGUGAAGCAGAAAAGGAGGCACCAUGGGGCAGAGAUGGACAAGAUUAUCGAGCAGGAGGUCGAGAAACUAUUGGGAGCGGGGCAUAUUAAGGAGAUUAAGUUCCCUGAGUGGCUAUCGAACACGGUGAUGGUGUCGAAGUCAGAAGGAAAAUGGAGGAUGUGCAUUGAUUUUCGUGACCUGAACAAGGCGUGCCCGAAGGAUCUAUAUCCACUGCCCAGAAUCGACCAGCUGGUCGACUCAACGGCAGGGUGCGAGUUGCUGAGUCUGAUGGAUGCAUCCCAGGGGUAUCAUCAAAUCCCCUUGGCUAGAGAGGAUAGGAAGCGGGUGAGUUUCGUGACGAGUCGAGGGACCUAUUGUUACGUGGUCAUGCCGUUCGGUUUAAAGAAUGCGGGUGCCACGUAUCAAAGGUUGGUCGAUAAAAUUUUUAAGGAGCAACUGGGAAGGAAUAUGGAGGUAUACGUGGAUGAUAUGUUGGUGAAGAGUAAGGAGGAAUUGGAUCAUGUGCGAGAUUUGAAAGAAACAUUCUUAACGUUGCGGAGAUACGAUAUGAAGCUGAAUCUGGCUAAGUGCUCUUUCGGGGUGAGGUCGGGAAAAUUUUUGGGCUAUCUGGUGACCAAGAGGGGUAUUGAAGUCAAUCCGGAGAAGGUUCGAGCUGUGAUGGAGAUGAAGUCACCAACAAACGUAAAAGAGGUACAGAGUUUAGCUGGUCGAAUUGCGGGGCUGAGUCGUUUCAUAUCGAAGGUGGCGGAGAAGAGUGGCCCAUUAUUCAAAACCCUGAAGAAGAGCGCGAAAUUCCAAUGGACGGAGGAAGCGCAAAAAGCAUUUGAGGAGCUACGAGGGGUGUUGGCCAACCUCCCUUUAUUGGCCAAACCCGUGCAAGGAGAGGAGCUGGUGCUAUACAUUUCUAUCGGGGAGAGAGCUGUAAGUUCGGUAAUGUUGCGGGAGGAAGGAACAGCGCAACUCCCUAUCUACUAUUUGAGUAGGGUAAUGCAAGGAGCAGAGACGAGGUAUUCUGAGAUUGAGAAGUGUGCCCUGGCUGUGGUCGUGACUGCUCGAAAGUUAAUACCUUAUUUCUUAAACCAUAAGGUGAAAAUACGAACGAAUAUGCCAUUGGGAGAAACUCUAGGACGACCAUCAGUUUCGGGCAGGCUGGUAAAAUGGGCGAUCGAGCUGAGUGAAUAUUCCUUGUUGUACGAACCAAGGAGGGCCAUAAAGGCGCAAGUGUUAGCUGACUUUAUUCAAGAGGGCACGAAAGUCGAAGAAGAGGUCGAGGGGCUAAUGCA